AAAAUCUUAUAUGCACCGCCAAUGGCCAUAUGGACCCUGGUUAGAGUAUGAAGAAUGGGCCUGGAACAGAUUUUUUACUGUUCAAGAGGUUCCCAACUACUUGCCUUCUAUCAGUGCAGCUAUUGGUGGUUUUACUCCUCAACGAUAUGUGUGGCGGGCAUGUAUUGGCCUUCAUUGUGCUCCUCGCUUCUUAGUAGCAUUUACAUAUUAUAACUUCCACAUGUCUGUCAGGCUGGCUGAGAAGAACAAACUGUACGGACAUUUAGCAGCUGUUGCAUGUGUGUUGCACAUAAUUGAAAAUUUAGCUUUAUUAGGUCUCACUUAUGUAGCAUCAAAUGAAAACCACUAUGCCCAUGAAAAGUUCUUCAUCACAUUUCUUGUAUCUUCUUUGUUUUAUAUGCUGUUCACUAUAAUUCUAGUGAAAUGGGGCCGUACAUAUGAUGGCAGGAAGAUGACUUCAAGAGAAAGGAAAUCUUAUUCAACCAAAUUUAGCUUAUUUGCAUUCAACAUAUCAUGUUGUUUCAUUGCUGCUUACGUGUAUUGGCGACAUAAUAAAUAUUGUGAACCAGGAGUUUUCACUAUGUUUGCUUUGUCAGAAUAUCUCAUUGUUGCGACGAACAUUUGGUUCCAUUACAACUGGAUGAGUAGUGAUUUAUCUAACACUUUAUGGAUAAACAUUUCACUUGAAGACAGAAAACACUACUUACCUAUCUAACAAGAUUUUCAAAAAUAUUUUUACUGGAACAAAUAAGCUGAGAGGCAAGGUUGCAAUUCACAAGGUGAUACUUUAGAUAAAACAGUUUAAGGAAGCGCAAAAGUCUUUCAAUGAUCUCAAAUCAUUGCUUAUGGAAUGCAAUAUAAAUGUGCUAAACAAUUAAGCAGACUCCAAGGAAACAGGAUUGGUCUGUGUUAGCAAGACUUGUUACUAUACAGUAAUAUCAAUAGAGUACAGUUAACUUGCUGUGGGGAGUGACAAUCGAUGGUUCAGAUAGAGUUCUUCUUCAGUGCAAUUUACCAUUUUCUUUUCUUUUUCUUUUUUUUUCUUUUUCUUUUUGCAACUUAGAGGAUGUCAAAUUCUGCUGUGUUUUUUAAAUUUCACUCUUGUCAACCUUUCCCUGAAAAAGACUUUGUCCAAAAUAUUGGAUUUUCCACUGUUCAUAGGUUGAUCACAUACUAUUUUUGUUGAUUUUACUGAAUAAACAUACAUGCAUACAAGCAUACACAUAUAUGUAUGUACAUGUGUGUGUGUAUAUAUAUAUUAUGUGUAUGUAUGUGUGUGCAUAUAUAUAUAUAUAUAUAUAUAUAUAUAUAUAUAUAUAUAAAAUCAAACACACAUACACAAUGUGUGUGUGUUAGUUCAAAAUACAGCUGCCUGACAAACUAACAACACACAUACCUUGUGUGCAUUCAACUUUGUUUAUAUAGCUCAAGCUGCUUCUAAUUCAUGUAAGACAGAAUAUAUAUAUAUAUAUAUAUAUAUAUAUAUAUAAAGAGAGAGAAAAAGAAUGUAAAGAGUCUAGGUAAAUAUUUUUUAAUGAAACUACUGUAAAGAUUUUAAGAUGAAUAUCUCUGAAAAAAUUCCAAAGACUUGUAAAUAAUAUUUUGCUCAAAGGAAAUAUUUCCUACAAGAGUUCACCAAAAUAUUGGUGAUACUAUAUUGAUAUUUAUUGAAAAUGUAUUCUUAUAAGUUUUGAAUGUUUUGGGUCCAGAUUUUGUCUUUCCUCUUUCUUUGCUUAGAUGUUCUUCAUUUAAGAUAUUGGAAAAGAUUUUUAUGGUAUUGAUCAGCUGAGUAUGAACAGUUCCUUUUUGCCCUUAGUUAUGUCAAAGUUUGGAAUCAAUAAGUAUUGAUAAGCUGUCAAAAGAAAUAAUAUUCUUGACCAGCUUUUAUUUAUCGCUGGCAAGUGAAAAAAUGUCUACAAAUAUUAAAAUUUGUGUUUGCAAAUGUCUGUAAGACAGAAUAAUAAUGGUAGUAAUUGGUAGAUUUCAAGAAGAUGGCUCCAAGAAGAAGAAAAAGAAAAAUGACCACCUCAGAAAACAUGAUGAUACAAAGGUUUCUUGACGGAGAAUUAAGGUAUUUAUCCUUGUUCUAUAAUGCUACAUAAUAUCCCUUAGUUUAACAAGUACACAAUGAAUGGAGUUGAAAUUAAUAGUUUUAAGAUGUUUUUUUUUAAGUUGUGGAAUUACAGAGAGAAUACUUUUAGUUAUGUCACUGUGUGUUCUGAGUUCAAAUACCCAAAAGAUUCACUUUACCUUUCAUCCAUCCAGAAUUUGUCACAUUGAAGUUGAUUUAAUUGACUCAGCCUAUCACCAACAUUUCUGCUUAUUAUUGUUGUUGUUAUUAUUAUCAUUUGAUGAAAACUCUCAGCUUAUUUUGCUGGGUAUGAUGGAAAGUGUCAGCUGUCCACUGCCAGCAGACUAAGGUGACACUUGUUUACUGGUCAUGCUGCAAGAACCCUGCAAAGAAUUCUUGCAGUUCCAAGCAAUGCUGGUUUUUGUAGGUCUUCUGUCUUUACAUUUGUACCAAUCUUUUUGAGCCAUGUUGGUAACUGAGUGCUGAUACUUCCAAGUGCACCGAUUACUAUUGGUAUCACGUCUACUCUCCUCAUUGACCACAACCUUUGUACUUCCCUCUUCAAAUCAUUGUAGUUGUUCAGUUUUUCUUCUUUCGCUUUGAUGCUGUUGUCACCAGGACAUGCUAUGUCGAUUUUCAUGCAAGUUCUUUCUUUUUUAUUCACCACGACAGUGUCUGGUUUCCAAUGUCUGGUCAGGUGAUUUCACUGAAUCAUUGCAUCCCACAGGAUUUUGCAAUCUUCAUUUUCGGUGACUCCUUCUGGGGUUUGCUCAUACCACAUCUUAGCUCUUUGUAGGCCGUAAUUUCCUUAGAGCUCCCAAUGGAUUAUUCUUGCCACAUUGUCAUGUCAUCUUUUGUAAUUGUAUUGUACCAGUUUCAGGCAUUCGCUAAUGGUGUGCCAUACUGUUUCAUCCCUCUCACCACACAUUCUGCAUUUGUCUAUUUUGGUAGUGUUGUUGAUUAUGCACUCACAUGAUUAGUACUUAAUGCUUCUUCUUGUGCUGCACAUAUAAGUGCUUCUGUCUCUACCUUCAGGUCACUACUCCUCAUCCAUAGCCACCAGUCUUCUGCAUCUGUCAGUAUUUGGGUGUCUUUGGUCAAUCUUAUUGUUAACUUGUAGGCCAAGAGACUUUUUAAAUUUCUGACUAAGCUUCAUAACUGAAGCUUGCUUGGAAUCUUCAUGCUUCAAUGCAGGUCGUAAGAGCACAUCACUUGUUGUACUAGGUACGUUUCAAGGUCUAUUAUUGCUGGUUUGAAGGAUUAUGUGAACUGUAUCAGGCUUCUUCCACCUAUUUUUCUUGGGAGAUAAAUCUUGUCUACAUCUGAUUUUGGGUGGUGCAUUCGGUACCUUGUAAAGAUUUUACAGAUCUUUCCGUCCAUAUUUUGCAUGUCAGUGAAACUCCACUUAAUGAUACCAAAGCUAUAUGUGGUUACUGGAAUUGCCAAAGAAUUGGUUGCAUUAAUUCUGUUAGCAGCAUUUAAUUCUGAGUUUAGGACCAUUCUUACCCUUCGAUAGCGUUCCUUGCAGAUUUUCUUUUUCAUUCUAGAAUGCUGGAUACCAUCAGCUUCAUUGGUUUCCAGAUAUUUGUACACUUCAGAAUCGUCUAGGUUUCGAAUAACUGUGGUGGUAUCAAGUUUUAUGUUUUCUGCCUUUAUGAACUUCCCUGUCUUGAAAGUAGCCAUUGCAUAUUUAUCAAGUCCGAAUUCCAUACCUAUAUCAGAGCUGAAUUCUUUGACAAUAUUCAGGAGCUCUUCUAAAUCUUUGUUGUUUUUGGCAAACAGUUUUAGAUCAUCCAUAUAGAGUAGAUGAUUGAUUUUCUGAUCAAAGAUCUUAUACCCUCUCUUAACAUUAUUCAGUUGCAUGGAUAGAGGGAAAAGCACGAGGCAGAAUAGUAAUAGUGAUAAUGAGUCACCUUGUAAGAUACCUCAGAUGAUAUUGAUGUCUGGUGAGGUGGUAUAUCCUUGUGUAUGGUUUAAAAUGAGGGUGGUUCUCCAUGAAUUCAUGAUUACAUUUAAAAAGUUCACAAUUGUUGGAGCUAUCUUGUAAAUUUCCAGGGUCUUGAUGAUCCAUGCAUGGAGGACACCAUCAAAAGCCUUCUUGUAAUCUAUCGAAGCCGUGAUAAGGUUUCUGUGUUUGUAUUUGCAAUUUUCAAUUACCGUAUUGUUGUCAUAUUUGGCUUUUACUUUGUAUUUAAACAAGUUAACUCCAAGUUUCAUUCAGAGAACUCGAGAGACAAUUAGAAGUUCAAGUUGGUAUUAUGAUUAUAUUUUUGGUUUUGCACAGAGUAUUAUUCUAGAGAAUGUCUGUCAAAACAUAAGAAAAUUAAAAGUUUGUUUUAAAAAUAACUUGAUGAUAAGAUGAUAGUGUGAUCUUAAGAUGACAGUAAAAGGUGUUUGGUAUUAUGUACAUUUAAAAGUACUUUUGAUAAUGUUUACAGAUUAAAAUGUUUUUGGAAUCGCAUGGAUAAUAUUUUUCAUACGAUAUGAACAAUUCAUAUGAGCACUAUUUUUUUAUAUUUCCUUACAGCUUCUUGUAGGUAGGAAUUAAUCUUGGGCUGCUAUGAGAAACCCUUCUGUUUCUGAUUUUAAGCCAGAAGGUGCUAACCAUUGAUGGUUAAGGGCUUUGUCAACAUCAGCAUUAUUUGUUCACUUUGAGUAUUUACCAUUGAGAGGUAUUUCUUGUUAUUUAUCAGUGCAAAUAUCUAAGGCAGCAGUUUUAGCAAGGGUUUUCAUGCAUUUGGCUUUUUCUGCGCUUGUUUCCAGUACAACUAAUUCUGGAACUUGCUGUAUUUGGAAUUCACUUGCAUAUUUCAUUGCUUGUUUUGUUAUUGAGUUUUCUUGUUUUUGUGCUUUAAGACAAGUUUUAUCCAAUCAUCAGAAUUUUUCAGAUGAAUGUUUAAGCCAAUUGUGGCAAUCUUCAGUGUCAAUUGUAAGAGUUAUAAAAGUCCAUGGCUACCCUCUUUUCUUGGCAAGUAAAGUCGUUAUACAUCUGCCUUAGAGUCGUGUAUUCUAUUCAUAGUCAACAAUUUUCAAAUUUUUCUAUCAAGCUCACAGAUUCCACUCAUUGACCAGUUAAUAAUAGUGAAACUGUAAGUUACAACCAGUAUGGCUAAAGUAUUAGUCACUUCAGUUCUGUUUCUUGCAUUUAGAUCUGUCUUGAGUAUUGCCCUUAUCCUGCGAUAACAUUCUUUUCUGAUCUUUUCCCUCAUCAUUGAAUGUUUGAUUCCAUCACUUUCAUAUACCCCUAACUAUUUGUAAUCCUCUGGUUCUAACUCCUUUAUAACAUUCUGUCGGUCAAGUUUGACAUUAGAUGUUUCUACCAUUUUCCCUCUUAUAAAGGUAGCUUUUGUGCUCUUAUCAAGGCCAAAUUCCAUUCUGAUGUCAUCACUAAACUGUUUUACAAUUGCUAGUAAGCCCUGUAGUUUCUGGUCAUUUUUUACAAAGAGCUUUAAAUCAUCCAUGUAAAAGAGAUGAUUUAUAGUUUUAUCAAAACUUUUAUAGCCACAUUGUCUGAAGAAAUCAAUCCAGUUGUCCUACCUCUGUCAGAACGUAAACAGCCACUAGUCUGAAAGCAUCCCAGUCAUUACUGUUCGCAUCCAGGACCACCGACUUACUCUCUGGAUCCAGGAAGAUGGUCCUUAUCUUGAUAUUCAGACCCUUCCAGAACAAUAUUGCAGUCCCACCCACCAUUCCUGGUUGACAUGGAUAUAAGUAAAUCUCAUAUCCACUGAAAAUGAGCAUGAAAGCUUGAUUGUAAAGUCUGAUCUCACUGACAGCCACAACAUUUAUGCCCACUAACCUGAGGUCAUUGAGUAGGUGGCCCUGUUACCAAGGUGACUGCCAGGUUACAUGAUUUCAUACUUCCUAUUCUGAACAUGGCCGUGUUAAACAGUAGGAAAGAAGAACAGAGGAUAGAGCUACUUAGAGAGUGAUCUUAUGAGGGAGGGGAGAUAGAUGUUCUGUCCCUCUGGUUAGAUGUGAGUGUUUCCAUGAACGGUUCUUUAUAAAGUCUUGUUAAUGUUUUUUCUGAAAUUCUCUACUCCAUCAGGCACUUGUUUUUUAUGGUGUUAUAUGAAGGUGUACAAGAGGUUUCUAGAUCCGAAACUUCUUGGGAUGCAGUGAACCACUGUGGCACCAUUCCAUUGAUUGUUGCUUGAUCUGGGGAUCAGGAUGAUGAAGUCAAGUUUCAUCCAUGGUGACUAAACGAGCCAUAAAAUCAGCCUCUCAUUCUGCAAACUGGUCCAAAAUCGCCCUUGUUGUUGUCACUGUGAUGCACUUCUGAUCUGCAUUCAGGCAUUUUGGCACCCAUUUUGCAGAAAGCUUUCUCAGGUCCACAAUGUUGUGGACAAUGUGGUCAACUCUUUCGCGGAAAAUCCCCAGAGUCUCAGCUAUGACUUUAACUGAAAUCCGGCACUCCUCAAGAAUCAUGAUGUGCACAGCAUUAGCUUUGUCUUCUGUGGUCAUGGAAGUUGGCUGUCCUGACUGAGGUUCAUCUAUGACUUCAAAAUGACCAGUCCGAUAUCUUGACACCCAGAUUUUCACUGUGGAGUAAGAUGAGCAGCCAUCCUUCAAGACCUCUUUUAUCAUGCCAUGGAUUUCUGCUGCUCCUUUGCCUCACAAGAAACUUCAUGACUGCACAUGCUUCAAUUUUACCAAAAUCCACUGUAGGAGCUACCAUCAUGUGUUAAAUCUGCAAAAAAGAGAAAGAUAUAUUGUAUACCAUUGUGAUUUUUUGCUUAUCUUUUCCUAAAUAGUUAUCUUUUCCUAAAUAGUUGUCGUACUCCCCUGUAAAGGUAACAGUUCUACCUUUUGCGAUACCAGGAACUUUUCAGUACCCCCUUGUAUGUGUUAUUUGUAUGAUUUUUAUGUAUGUUAGUGUAUUGUUUGUUGAUGCGAUGAAAUUGCUCUGAGUGAUGCCUGAGUGAUUGUGUAUGUGUUCCUUUAGUGCUUUGUUGUGUUUAUGGCAGUGAAAUUUGUGACACUUUUGUUGUUGUUUUUGAUUUGUGGGCAUGAUUGUAUUUGCUAGUCUUUGUGCUGGUGGCUGUGUCUAUGGUGAUGAUGGUGUUGGAAGUGUUGGUGGUGGUGUUGGUAUGUUGCUGUUGAGAAGUUCUGUCUGUUGGGUCUGCCUGCUUUUUUUGUUGGCAUGUUUGUGUUUUUUUGUUCAUUAUCUGUUGCUAUUCUUCCUCAUCACUUUCACCACACUACAUGGGGUCGUAUUUGGUGGGGUGGGGGGAAUGUCUUGGAGGUCAU
Messenger RNA from Octopus bimaculoides (California two-spot octopus), 7321 nucleotides. RefSeq names its product acyltransferase PGAP2. Gene Ontology annotation, biological process: GPI anchor biosynthetic process. NCBI's taxonomy places the organism in Eukaryota, Metazoa, Mollusca, Cephalopoda, Octopoda, Octopodidae. The record is from RefSeq and is a predicted model, not a curated record. Gene Ontology annotation, cellular component: Golgi membrane; endoplasmic reticulum membrane.